CAGGAAGAAAGAUGGCGAUCUUCAGUGUGUAUAUUGUCAAUAAGGCCGGAGGACUCAUCUACCAGUACGAUAAUUAUGUACCUCGAGCUGAAGUUGAAAAAACAUUCAGCUUUCCGCUUGAUUUAGUUUUAAAGAUUCAUGAUGAGAAGGUGGUUGUGUCAUUCGGACAGCGGGACGGGAUCAGAGUGGGUCAUGCAGCUCUGUCCAUUAACGGGGUGGAUGUGAAUGGUAAAUACACGGCUGAAGGGAAGGAGAUCCUGGAAUAUCUGAAAGAUCCUGCCAACUAUCCAGUGUCCAUCAGAUUUGGGCGACCUCGUCUCACCUCAAAUGAGAAACUCAUGCUGGCCUCAAUGUUUCAUUCGCUGUUUGCCAUUGGAUCACAGUUAUCACCUGAAGUUGGCAGCUCGGGCAUUGAAAUGCUGGAGACAGACAUGUUUAAACUGCACUGCUUUCAAACACUCACAGGUAUAAAGUUCAUUGUAUUGGCUGACCCUCGACAGUCUGGUAUUGAUGCCCUCCUAAGAAAGAUUUAUGAGAUUUACUCAGACUUUGCACUAAAGAAUCCUUUCUAUUCUUUAGAAAUGCCUAUCAGAUGUGAGCUUUUUGACCAAAAUUUAAAGAGUGCCCUGGAAAUAGCAGAGAAAGCUGGAACAUUUGGACCCGGGUCCUGAACUGUACUUGCAUUGAGUGUGUUCAUUCACCUGACAGGAUCUCCAGAUGCUCUGAGGUCAAACUUAUCCAGAUUUCCAACAUCUUUAAGGAAUAUGAACAAGAGUUUUCCUCAAGCUCAAACUAUUUACCUUAAAGACAACUAUGACUGGUUAAUUUACAUUUAGUCUUAAAAUUACGUCCCAAAUUUACAGUGAGAAACAUAUUUCACAACCUUUGUAAAUAAUGUACAUGGACACAGUUUAAGUUUGUAAUGUGCAGAACGAGACGGAGCAGCUCAAGAUGCUCAAUACAUGCUCAUUGAAACAUGUUUAUUAGUGUCUUUCUAAAUGAAAUUAAAUUUACAUGUCAUUUGCUUUCUGUCAGCAGAAUAUGAAAAGUCUACUGUAUACCUUGGAUCAGUUUCUGAAGUUUGGUCUUACUUUUUAUUUAUAUAAACAUUGUGCUAUUAAACAUUCAUGUGAUAUAACACAUUGUCAUAUUUCAUUAGACACGUUUAUGAAUUUGUAAUACUGCAGAUACAGAGGUAGGACCUGUUUUAAAGCCCUAAAACGGAUGGAAAGUACACAAAAUAAAUUGUUGUUUUACCUGUUUUAAUAGCAAUAAAAUGUUAAGAAAUGGCUUUAACAUGUCUUAACCAAAUGACAAAGUUGUGCAACGUAAGCACUAAGUGAGCAGAUUCAGAACAAUGUAAAAUACGGUCAUCCGUUUUUAAAAUGAACAGAA
This is a messenger RNA of Onychostoma macrolepis, 1395 nucleotides long. It is a transcript of the gene trappc4, whose product is annotated as trafficking protein particle complex subunit 4. The record is from RefSeq and is a predicted model, not a curated record. Bases 12 to 671 code for a protein of 219 amino acids. The transcript is spliced from 5 exons. Lineage: Eukaryota; Metazoa; Chordata; Actinopteri; Cypriniformes; Cyprinidae. Gene Ontology annotation, biological process: endoplasmic reticulum to Golgi vesicle-mediated transport. Gene Ontology annotation, cellular component: TRAPP complex.